This is a messenger RNA of Blepharisma stoltei, 1567 nucleotides long. Lineage: Eukaryota; Ciliophora; Heterotrichea; Heterotrichida; Blepharismidae. The record is from the annotation of a GenBank genome assembly.
AUGCAAGAACUAAACAUCCAGAAAGGGUCACUUCUCGCAGAACGAUUUUGCGUUAAUGCACUUGUAGGCAAAGGGACUUUUGGAAGAGUUUAUUCCGCUGUGGAUUCACAAACCAACAAAGAAGUCGCAGUAAAAAUUGAGACAAAAAAAGGAAAGCACAGCCAGCUUCUAAACGAGGUAAAAAUCCUCCAGAAGCUCAAAGGCGUCACUGGGGUCCCAAAAUACCUCUAUUCCUCCAAAGACGGUGACUAUGGCUUGCUCGCAAUGGAGCUAUUAGGAGAAAGCAUCAGAUCGAAAUUCGCUAGAUUCAAUAAAACGUUUUCUUUAAAAACAGUGCUACUAGUAUCAGAAGAAAUGCUGGAAAGGAUAAGGACUUUGCAUGAGUAUCACUAUAUACAUAGAGACAUCAAGCCGCAGCAGUUUAUUACUUCUUACAAUGACGUAGAAAAUACUAUUUAUUUGGUAGACUAUGGACUGGCAAAAAAAUAUGUAAAUAAAUCAGGGGUUCAUGCAGCUUAUGCUGAAAAUCGUUCAUUUGUAGGGACUUACCAUUAUGCAUCGGUUAAUUGUCAUGUGGGAAUUCAGCAAGGGCGAAGGGAUGACUUGGAGUCUAUGUGCUAUUCUAUUGCGUUUUUGCUUAAUGGAGACUUGCCUUGAGUUUCCCGAAAUAAAAAAAAAUAUUCGCAAACAAAAAUUCGGAAAAUAAAAGCUAGAACUUCUCCAGCAAAGCUUAUGAAAGGCUUCCCACCUGAAUUCUGUGAGCUGCUAAAAUAUGUAAGAGGGCUUAACUUUGACACAGAGCCUGAUUACAACUAUAUGAAAGGGCUUUUAUCCUCAAUCAAGCUAAAAAUCAACAUGGCAGAAGCAAUUUUUGAUUGAAAUUUACCACUCAGAGAGAUGACAAAAACAGAGACUUUAAUGAUUAAAACACGGACAAUAGAAAAGGAGUCAAAAAGUAAAGAAGGGGACACUAGAUUUAGGACUUUGAGUUCUCUUUUCCAUGAAGAGCUAUCAUCAGAAAGCUCAAGAACUGUUGAAAAGCUUAAUCUUCCUAAGUUACUCAAUAGAGAAAUUCUUCCUAAUUCCACCCCCUCCUUGAGCGAGCAAAACCAUUAGAAAAUCCCUAUUUUUGAACAAAAAUUUUUUAUGGAAAAAAUUUUGAUAUAUAAGUGAUAAUUAUUAUAAUGAAAUCUCUAACGAAAUCUUUUUAAUUUAAACAAAAUGAGUUUAAAAUAUAAAUUUUACAAAUUAAAUUAAAAUUUAUUUUCCAAUUUUUGCGAAAUGGGAUUUUUUAAUAUUUUGAAAACAAAAAAUUCUAUAUAUCAAUUUUUUUAAAAAAAAAUUAACCCUUUUCAUGAGCGAACAAAAUUUUUUUGUUCGCUCGCCGAGGGGGAGUAAGCAUUCUUGCAAAGGACUUUCGGAGUCCAAAACUUUGCCAAUGUCUUUUCUGUUCGCAAAGAAAGCUCAAAAGAGCUACUGUAAGGAAAAUUUGGUUAGGAUGAGAUCCACUAGUGCUGAGAUAGAGAAAUCUGAGUGUCUGCAAAAAUCGAAUUGUGUUGUAUUCUAA